This is a messenger RNA of Anisakis simplex (herring worm), 342 nucleotides long. Lineage: Eukaryota; Metazoa; Nematoda; Chromadorea; Rhabditida; Anisakidae. The record is from the annotation of a GenBank genome assembly.
AUGAGUGAUGAAAAAGAGAGGCGCGGAUGGAAUGAAACAACAAAAAGUGAGGCAUUGUUAGCACUUCCGAUCACCAGAUGUCCACCACGAUUCGAUGCGAUAACUCAAGCACACAAUGGUCGAACGUAUUUGUUUUCGAUGGAUCGAGUGUAUGAGAUGUGGAUGCAUGAAGGACUGCAACAAAAGGCAUCCUAUAAAAUUGACGAACUGUUCGUGAAAGGUCCACGCACAGUGACAGUCGCCUAUACGAAUCAUAGAACUGGCGUGACAGUUCUCAUUGAGCACACCAACGUCUACAGAUUCAGAUGGAAUAGAAAACUCAAAUUAUUCAAAGUAUUGUGA